GAAUUGAAACUGUCCUCGCACGACGAGGCCCUGUCGUUUGCGUCCUUGAUAGACGGAUACUUCAGGCUCACAGCAGAUGCCCACCAUUACCUCUGCACAGAUGUGGCUCCCCCGCUGAUUGAGCACAACAUAAAAAAUGGAUGCCAUGGACCCAUUUGCACGGAGUACGCCAUCAACAAACUGCGGCAGGAAGGGAAUGAAGCAGGAAUGUACGGGUUGAGAUGGAGCUGCACCAACUUCAACCACAUCCUGAUGACGGUGACUUGUUUCGAAGGCUCGGAGCAGAUGAUAAAUAAUUCAAUCCAGUACAAGAACUUCCAGAUUGAAGUGAAGAAAGGCGGGUACUUCCUGCAUGGUUCCAACAAGUCCUUCUCCUCCUUGAAAGAGCUGAUGGAUCACCUGAAAGGACAGAUACUUCGGACAGACAACAUAAGCUUUACACUGAAGAGGUGCUGCCAACCUAAACCAAGAGAAAUCUCCAACCUGCUGGUUGCGACCAAGAAGGCGCAGGAGUGGCAGCCCGUUUACCACCUGGGGCAGCUGAGUUUCCACCGAAUCCUCAAGGAAGAAAUCCUGCAGGGCGAACAUCUUGGAAGAGGGACAAGAACACAGAUUUACUCAGGCAUCCUCAACUACAAAGACGAUGAGAAUGAAGGCUAUCAAAAUGAAAAGGAGAUUAAAGUCCUCCUCAAAGUCCUGGACCCCAGCCACAGAGACAUUUCGUUGGCGUUCUUUGAGACAGCGAGCAUGAUGAGGCAGGUGUCUCACAAGCACAUCGUCCUCCUCCAUGGCGUCUGCGUCCGCGACGUCGAAAAUAUCAUGGUUGAAGAGUUUGUGGAAUUUGGGCCUCUGGAUCUCUUCAUGCAUCGGAAAAGCGAAGUUCUGACGACUCCUUGGAAAUUCAAAGUUGCCAAGCAACUUGCAAGCGCACUAAGCUACUUGGAGGACAAGGAUUUGGUACAUGGAAAUGUGUGUACGAAAAACAUCCUACUGGCACGAGAGGGAAUUGACACUGAAUAUGGGCCUUUCAUAAAGCUGAGCGACCCAGGAAUACCAAUCACUGUGCUGUCCAGACAAGAAUGCGUUGAGCGAAUCCCCUGGAUUGCACCUGAAUGUGUUGAGGACUCCAAAAAUUUAAGCGUUGCAGCAGAUAAGUGGAGUUUUGGUACAACACUGUGGGAAAUCUGCUAUAACGGAGAAAUACCGCUGAAGGACAAGACGUUAGCAGAGAAGGAGAGGUUCUACGAGGGGCAUUUUGUGUUGGCCACGCCGUCGUGCAAGGAGCUGGCUGACCUGAUGAAACAGUGCAUGAACUAUGACCCCCACCAGAGACCCUUCUUCAGGGCCAUCAUGAGGGACAUCAACAAACUGGAAGAACAAAAUCCCGAUAUUGUCUCGGAGAAGAAGCCUGUCACAGAGGUCGAUCCCACACUCUUUGAAAAGCGAUUCUUGAAGAGAAUCCGUGAUUUGGGUGAGGGCCACUUUGGCAAGGUUGAGCUCUGCAGAUACGACCCAGAAGGCGACAAUACAGGGGAGCAAGUGGCAGUUAAAUCUCUGAAGCCGGAGAGCGGAGGGAAUCACAUCGCUGAUCUCAAGAAGGAAAUAGAAAUCUUGAGGAAUCUUUAUCACGAGAACAUCGUCAAGUACAAGGGAAUUUGCACAGAAGAUGGAGGAAGUGGGAUUAAACUCAUCAUGGAAUUUCUUCCUUCUGGGAGCCUAAAGGAGUACCUGCCCCGCAACAAGAACAAGAUCAACCUCAAACAACUUCUCAGAUACGCGGUUCAGAUCUGCAAGGGAAUGGACUAUUUGGGCUCCUGUCAGUAUGUGCACCGUGACCUAGCAGCAAGAAACGUCCUCGUUGAAAGCGAGAACAGAGUGAAGAUUGGGGACUUUGGGCUCACCAAAGCCAUCGAGACCGAUAAGGAGUACUACACCGUCAAGGACGACCUUGACAGCCCAGUCUUCUGGUACGCUCCAGAGUGCCUGCUGCAGAGCAAGUUUUACAUCGCCUCGGACGUCUGGUCGUUUGGGGUGACGCUGUACGAACUGCUCACGUACUGCGAUUCAGAGUCCAGUCCCAUGGCGGAGUUCCUCAAGAUGAUCGGCCCCACGCAGGGGCAGAUGACGGUGGCGCGGCUGGUGCGGGUCCUGCAGGAGGAGAAGCGUUUGCCACGUCCCCCCAACUGCCCCGAGGAGGUGGACCAGCUGAUGAGGAAGUGCUGGAUUUUCAAGCAUGAUGAACGGACCACCUUUCACAAUCUAAUUCAAGGAUUUGAAACAAUUAUGAGUAAAAUGUAAUUAAUUUUUUUUAUACUGUCAGUACUUUAGAUGUGUAUCAAUAUAUAAGUGCCCAAGACCUUUUGUGUUGUUUUUUUUUAACUGUAAUUUGUACUCUGACUGUGCUAAUGUGUUCAAAGGAU
This is a messenger RNA of Mesitornis unicolor (brown roatelo), 2420 nucleotides long. RefSeq names its product Janus kinase 1 (gene JAK1). Gene Ontology annotation, molecular function: cytokine receptor binding; ATP binding; non-membrane spanning protein tyrosine kinase activity. The transcript has 18 exons. The annotation marks the transcript as partial. The record is from RefSeq and is a predicted model, not a curated record. Gene Ontology annotation, biological process: tyrosine phosphorylation of STAT protein; hemopoiesis; intracellular signal transduction. Gene Ontology annotation, cellular component: cytoskeleton; cytosol; membrane. NCBI's taxonomy places the organism in Eukaryota, Metazoa, Chordata, Aves, Mesitornithiformes, Mesitornithidae.